AUGGCAACCCUCAAUGCACAAGAAGGUCAAUCCGUGGUAAGACCUCCUUUCUUUGAUGGUAAUGAAUUUUUGUAUUGGAAAAAUAGGAUGUAUUAUUUUCUUAAAUCAGAAGGGGUUGACUUGUGGGAUGUUGUAGAAAAUGGCCCAUUCACCCCAACUAAGAUUGUAGAUAGUGUGCAUAUAGCUAAGCCUAAGGGUGAAUGGAGCGAACAAGAGAAAAGAAGAGUGGCUUUAAAUGAUAAGGCUAUUCAUGAUCUAUUAUGUGCAUUAAGUAGAAGUGAGAAUAAUAAAGGUACUAGUCAAGUAAAUGAGAACAAGAUGGAUUCCCUUAUCUACCAAUAUGAAUUAUUCAAUAUGAAGUCAGAUGAAACCAUAAAUGAAAUGUAUGAUAGAUUUGUGGAAAUUAUAGGAGGAAUUAAAUCUCUUGGGAUGACGUUCACAAAUGAGGAGCUAGCAAAGAAGAUUUUAAGAAGUCUUCCUAAGGAGUGGCUACCCAAAGUAACUUUACUAAAGGAUUCUAAGGACUUGAGCAAGGUACAACUUGAUGAGCUCUUAGGAAAUCUCAUUGACUAUGAGAUGACCCUCAAAAGAGAGCAAGUGGAGGAACCUAACAAAGCCAAAAAGACCAUUGCCUUUAAAGUAUCUUCUAAAAACUCUAGUGAUGAAGAUGAUGAGUUUGAUGAGGAAGAAUUGGGUCUAAUGACAAGGAGAAUAAGUAAGAUGCUCUUCCAAAAGAAGUUCAUCCCAAAGAGGAUCUUCAAAAAGGAUAAGGGUGAAAGUAGCAAGAGGGAUCCUCCCAUAUGCUUUGAAUGCAACAAGCCGGGUCACAUUAGAACGGAUUGUCCCAAAUUGAAGAAGCCUUUCAAGAAGUUCAAGAAGAAGGCACUUAAAGUAACAUGGGAUGAAUCAAGUGACUCCAAAGAUGAGGAGAUUGGUGAUCAAGUUGCCCAAAUGUGCUUUAUGGAAAUGGAGGAAAGCUCCAAUGAGGUAACUUUAAAUGAUGAUGUUGUUGAAUUUUCUUAUGAUGAACUAGUUAAUGCACUUAAAGUUAUGAAUGAUGAACUUGAGUUAAGUCAUAAGAAAAACAAGCUCUUGAAAAAGGAAGUAGUUUGGAAGGACAAACUUGAUGCAAUUUUGGAGUCUCAAAGGUCUCCUAGCAUCAAGUAUGGACUUGGCUAUAGUAAAUUUGCUCAAACACCUCCUUCCAAGAUCAUCUUUGUUAAAGCAUCUAGUUCUAAUGAGCCUAGUCCCCAAGUGCCUAAUCCAAAGGUGUCCAAUCCUAAAGAACAAGAGCCAAAGAAAUCUUGUGGUAAUGAAACUAGAAAGACUUCAUUUCAUCAACAUUCUUCUAGACAAAAUGUAAAUGGGACAUAA
Messenger RNA from Hevea brasiliensis (rubber tree), 1374 nucleotides. RefSeq lists its product as uncharacterized. Gene Ontology annotation, molecular function: zinc ion binding; nucleic acid binding. Bases 1 to 1374 code for a protein of 457 amino acids. Lineage: Eukaryota; Viridiplantae; Streptophyta; Magnoliopsida; Malpighiales; Euphorbiaceae. The transcript is spliced from 3 exons. The record is from RefSeq and is a predicted model, not a curated record.